Molecule: messenger RNA, 881 nt
Organism: Rosa chinensis
Lineage: Eukaryota; Viridiplantae; Streptophyta; Magnoliopsida; Rosales; Rosaceae
Exons: 2
Coding region: 289-645 (118 amino acids)
Source: RefSeq, a predicted model, not a curated record
GAGCUAAAAACUUUUCAAUGCCCCGUCCGGCGGCGUGUCCAUGGGACGAGUUCGUCUGUCUUCGUCGGACGGGCGACUCUGUUCUGUGAGUCCACCGGCGAGGGACAGUGGAUUUGGGGUAGGAGAAGGAGGCUAGGAUUGCUUCUGUCGCAGUCGGAGACGGUCAGACAAGCGAAGGUGCGCCUCCUUGGUCAUUUCUAUUUUGCGCAGAGGCGAAGGAUCCGAGCAAGAGCAGAGCGGCGGAGGGUUUCUGAUGUUCGAUGGGGGCGAUCUCAGUUCUCAAGGCGGAUGAUUGGCUCUGUUGCCCCUGUGAUGGGGUUGAGCAAAGUUGACGGAGGUCGUGGUGAUCGAUCUGGUAUUGGAUCUGAUUUUGUCGUGAAAUCGGAGUCCAAGGCAAUCCGCCUAGCGAAGUCUUUUGGCGGUCAAGAAGCGGUGAGGCGACAGGAUCCGCUGGUGGUUGAGACACAGUCCCGGAAGCACCGAUGGGUACCCAACCCGCCCGGCAAGCUUGCUGGGAUGUGGAUUGUUGGGCUGGCCCCAGCCUCUUGGGCCCUUUCUGGGCGACGUGGGCUUUGUCCCGGAUUGCGCACCUUGUGUGCCUUGUUUGCCCUAGGUUGGCGGCGAGUUCCUAACUUUGUCAAAUAGUCACAACCUCCUAGUGGUAGGAUGAAAAUAAGUGUCACCGGAUUUGUUUUCCGGUGACAACAUUGUGGGAAAGCUGAUCUUAUUUGUAUAUUAUGGCUUCGAGUAAACAUUUACUUUCCGGUAUGUCACCACCUUUGUAAAGCGAAUAGAGUAGCCAAAUAUGCACUCUUCGCUAAUCGGUGCAUGUUAGAAUACAUACGUUUUGUAGAGACUCUCGUUAUUAUCUCGGGAUGUUC